UUCUUAUCRUAUUGCUUGUGAUGUAUUUGUCUGAAUUUUUAUUCUUUUGAUGGUUCAUUUUUCAGCUCAUAUGAGUGUAGUUACUGGAAUUUGUUUUUCACUUGAAUACGAAUGGUUGUUAAGCAUUGGAAGGGAUAAAUACUUCCAGCUUCAUGACACAUCAAAUGGAAAGAGAAUUGGAGGAUAUCAGUCKGACGCUUGGUGUACAUCAAUGCAAUUUGACGCUGAAUCAAAGCAUAUUUUUAUUGGUGACUAUGCUGGUCAUAUUAAUAUUUUAAAGGUYGAAGACAAUUCUCUAUCUCUGGUUACAACRCUCAAAGGYCACUCAGGUAUACUUGUAGAUUUUCCCUGACUGAUCAAUCAACUGUCAUUCUUUGGUUGGGUUUCAGGGAGUAUYGGUGGCCUUGCUUGGGAUCCAGAGAAAAAGAUGUUAUUUUCAGGGAGUUUUGAUCAAUCUAUCAUAAUAUGGGACAUUGGUGGACAGCAGGGCACAGCAUUUGAACUCCAAGGACAUUUGUCAAAAAUACAAGCSUUGAGCUAUGCUUCACACUCCAAGAAGCUGUUUUCAUGCAGUGAAGAUGGUGCAAUCAUGGUUUGGGAUAUGGAAAAAACAAGAAAAGAGACCCCAGAGUGGUCCCAGUGUGAUGUUUGUGAAAGAUGUGGUGGCCCAUUUUUUUGGAACUUCAAAGAUAUGUGGAAUAAAAAAACUGUUGGUGUGCGACAGCAUCAUUGUCGCAAGUGUGGUCGUGCAGUUUGCAAUACAUGUAGUGAGAAACAAUCCAGUUUACCAAUCAUGGGGUUUGAAUAUCCUGUACGAUGUUGUAAUGAAUGUUAUGAAACUAUCACUGACGAAGACCGUGAACCACUAGCAAUACCUCAUGAUGGCAAACAUCCUAUAAAGUACAUGCAUAUGGAUCUAUCUAAAGCUAGAAUGCUCACAUGUGGAGGUGAUAGGGUUGUAAAGGUAUGGGAUGUCAAAGCAAUACUCUUAUCAUAGGAAAUAGCAAGACAUCAUGAAUCACAAUUUAGAUAUGAAAACAUUUUUAUCAAGAAAUCAACUAAAAGUAUUUGGAAGAUUAAUAUGGGUACAGUAAUCAACUACUGAUCAACUGCUGAAUUCUCCUUCAAUUUUAGAGAAGAGAAAUUAGCUUUGAUCACUUAACUAUUCAUACUUACAAGGUAAAAUCUUGUUCUUUGACACUACUGAGAGUGAUCAGUUAUACUGACUUAGUACUGCAAAUAAGCAUUAGGAAGUAUUAGUUGGAUAAAUAUUUUUAGAAGGGAAUAUUAGACAAUAUUUGAUAAAAAGUUUAUUAUAAUAGACAUACUUGGCUCAGGCAAUGUUUGUUCCAGUUUAGACCCCCUUGCAAUAUUUAAUUCUUUCUUUUCCAACAAAACUUGAGACAAUGCUUGAAUAUAAAUGGCARGAAAACRAAGAAUUCUACUUCCAAGUGGUCUGMAAUGGAAUAAACAUUGUCAAUAAGMUCCAUUGCAGSCUUGUUGGCUGAAUGAAAACAAUUCAGAUUAACUAUAUCAGAAUGCAGKGUUGUCAUUCCUCUUGGCAGCUAUGACAAGUCACAUAUUGAUACACUACUGAUAAGACUGGCUUAAAGUGUAUUCAGUAACUUGCUGCAACUGCUGAUAACCAUGUUUGCACAUCACUUAUAACUUGAUAAUUCCAAUAGCUCUCUUCACAGAUUAUCAGCAUAGCUCAUUAUAUAGAUGUUUGGGUCAGGAUAAAUGCAAAUGUUCUCUAGAAUAAAAGAAUAACCAUUUCAUUUCUUCUUAUUUAUGCAAUGGAAAACUGAAGGCUCUGUAUGUAAACAAAUGAGUCUUUGAUUUGAUUGGUUCAAAAAUUCUCAUGUUCCAUCAGUAUGCCUAUAAUUAUACCUUGUGUCCCAGAUUCUGGGUUUUCUGCUAUAGUCUACAACCAGAGCCUUGGAUUUUCCAUUAGGAAUCUGAGAAGACCUGGGUAUGAGAAUUUCUUCAUUAUUGAAUCCCUGAAGGGUUGUUCAUAGCCUGAUUAGCAUUAAUCCAAGGUUAACUGCAUUAAAUACUUUAAGAGUGAAAAGGCUGAUUCCAGCACUGAACUUCAAUAAACACAAAAGAGUGCUUAAAGGACAUACUAUUGUAAGUUAUGCUUGUGAAAGCAAAAAAAAAAACUUGAAAAUACAGCUUGCAAUAAUUGCAAAUAUUGCAAAAAUGUGAAACAUCAAGCUGAGCAAACUAAGAGAUAAUUGUUCAUGCAUGCUUAGUUUCAGAAAUUACUAUAUUACUGUAUUACUAUAUUACUGUUUAUAAAAUUUGUUUUCUAAAUUUGUCCAGCAUGUUCUCUCUCUUUGUUGUUUAUGUUUCUACUAAACUUGGUAGAAUCUAAAAAACGCAAACCAGAGUUAGUAGUGGGGGACUAUUAGCCCAUUCUGAGGGCUAUUUUUGAAAACUAUGUAAGGGAUCCAGAUACUGUAAUGAAUAAUGUAUUGUACAUACCAUCCUACAACUCAUCUUUAUCAACUUUAACUAUGUACUGGUAGCUAUCAAUGAAACAAUGUUUUUGAUAAUUAAUUCAUUCACUCCCAUCAUACAUUCUCCUUUGAAAUCAAACACCAAAGUGCAGCUUGGGAAGGCAGAUAAUACACCAAAUAUAAUAUGAAUAAUAUGUCAAUCUCUACACACUGUCGACACUAAUUAUUUGCAUUUUUAUGCUCAACUUUGAUCAAAUAGCUUCAGUGACAUGACAAGACAAUAACAAGCUAAACAACUGUUUUCAAAAGAUUUGACACAAAUGAAAUAAAUACAGAACAUUUUAAGAAAAGAAAGUUUAAUAAACUUGUUGAGCAAUUGUUAGCUGUUAGAGCUUUCUAGAUAUUUCUUCAUUUUAAAAGUGUUCAUAAAACUGUCUUUUCUGAAAGUCUGUCAAUCUACUUAAAUAUUGUUAACACUAUAAGAAAACCCUGCAAAUUGUCCUGUUGUUCUUUAUAUUCAUUUGUGUCAAUGUUUUUGACAAAAAGGUGUAAACCUGAAUCUGUUUAAAUACCAAAUACAUAAUUAUAUAACAUACUAGUAUCUUAAUUGUACAUAAAUUUUAUGGUCAGGUGCCAUUUUGUCACCUGUAUUUCAAAAUCAUUGAUACUUAUUAAUAAUAAUAAAUAACUCAUUAACUGACAAUUAUAAUAACAAUCUUCAUUAUUAUGAUUAUAAAAAUGAUUAAGCAUUAUUUUGUACUAUGGCGUCAUUUUAUGCGACUACCAGAACAUGAAAAUUUUAUUUUUAGUUGCUAUUCAGAGUGCUAUGCUAUUAUUAAGAGAAAAGCAAAAUGAUUAGCUGAUCAUAUUGUUUAAGGAAAACUAUUAUUAUUGGAAAACAUUUGAGUGAAAACUUUGUACUAAUUGAGGCAAUAUAUGUCAUGUUAAAUGUAGUCCAAUAUCAUUUAAGGGCCAUGGUCCACUUGCAUACCUUUCAAGCUUUUGUUUAGGKUUGAAAAUAUAACUAAAUCAUAAUAUAAGCUAAAACUUUCUCUUUAUURUCCCUAAAAACUAACAGAUCUUAACUUGCAGUAUUUACUUUUCUUCCUUUUUGAGAUGUGUGCAACGCCCCCUCGAGCGGAGCCUGAAUCUGAAUGCAAAUGAUUUUUGGAGCUACCUCCUCUGGGCUUCCAUAAGUGAAAAAUUUAAAAUACGACCGUAUUGCAUGCUGGUGGACCAUGGACCUUAAAUAAGCUUAGUAACUAUGUAUUACACAAUUAGGAAGAAAGUAACCUCAUUAUAAUAUGGCUGAAGUCUUGUAUUGAAUUAUUUAGAAUGGGAUAGAAAAAUUCAACUCGCCUUUUGAUCUUAAGGUAUUGUUUGUUUUGCUAAGAUUUUGAAUAAAUUUUUCUGAYAUUUUGUAAAUGGAGAAAGUGUUUUURGCCGUAAUAACGUUAACCACGCCUGUAAUCUAAGACCGGCUUUCAUAAGUUCUGCGCUCAUUGACAUAUCACUCCAUCUAUAAAGUAAUACCUGACUUGAUGGCAGGAGUUGUAAGCAGUAUAAGGCCUACUCCGGGCCAGAAAGUCGUCUUAAGUCGCCGUAACUUAUAAGGCGACUUGAGAAAAAGUGAGGGUAAAUUGGGAGGGGCACUGUGGCAGCUUAAAGCGACUUAAGGAAAUUUGGAUGAUAAUUUAUAGGUGGGGUCCCUUGGCGACUUAAGGCAAUUUUCUGGCCCGGAGUAGGCCAGGUAUAAAUUACAGUUUCUCCCAAUUGCAAUUCAUGGCCAUUUUGCUUUCAAUGUUUACUUAAGUAAGUUAUGUUUGCUAUAAGAUUGAAUAGGUCAUAAAAACAUAUAUUUUUUGAAUAAAAAUAUUCUAAUAAAGCAAAUAUCAUAAAGAA
Exaiptasia diaphana is the source of this 4364-nucleotide messenger RNA. RefSeq names its product WD repeat and FYVE domain-containing protein 2-like. The record is from RefSeq and is a predicted model, not a curated record. Gene Ontology annotation, molecular function: protein binding; metal ion binding. The transcript is spliced from 8 exons. Lineage: Eukaryota; Metazoa; Cnidaria; Anthozoa; Actiniaria; Aiptasiidae.